AUGGGAGGUCAUGGUCAUGGAUCUUCAAUGAAAAUACCAUCUCCUGACAUAUAUAAAAUAGAAGAUGUGCCAGAGCUCAAAAUGGUUCAAGAAAAACUAGCUAAACAUGGGUUGAAAGAUCCUUGGUUGAGAAAUGAAGUUUGGCGUUAUACAGCACUUCCUGGUUCUUCUCAUGCCUUACGAUUAUUUAAAACAUUUACCAGGGGUAUGCUACUUGGAUUUGCUGGAUUUUUAGUAACACUAGGUAUAGAAAAAUCUCUUGGAAUUAGUUAUGAUCCUAAACAUGAUGAUCACGAUCAUCAUGAUAGUCAUCAUUAGUUUUAUUUAAAAAAUAAUUGGUAAUAUAGAGAAAUAUUAUAAAAUUGCUUAAUUAUUGUUGUAUAUUAUAAAUUUGAAAAUAAAUUAUAAUUUAAAUGAAA
This is a messenger RNA of Apis cerana (Asiatic honeybee), 419 nucleotides long. RefSeq names its product NADH dehydrogenase [ubiquinone] 1 beta subcomplex subunit 3 (gene ND-B12). Gene Ontology annotation, cellular component: respiratory chain complex I; mitochondrion. The record is from RefSeq and is a predicted model, not a curated record. Gene Ontology annotation, biological process: mitochondrial respiratory chain complex I assembly; electron transport chain. NCBI's taxonomy places the organism in Eukaryota, Metazoa, Arthropoda, Insecta, Hymenoptera, Apidae.